AUUUAAUUUGGAUGGGGUUUGUUAGGAAAAGAUAAAAUAAUUUGCAUAGUUUUAGUUUUUGAGUCAACCAAAUGGAUCAAUAGAUUAAUUGAGAAAAAGAAAAGAAAAAAGAAAUCAAUCAUAAUGUUUUCGAAUUUUUUGGAAAGCUUAUACGAUGGAAUCGGAGACGAUGACGCCGCCGACGACGACGAAGACAACAACAACGACGAGAAAACCCCGAAAGCCUCAACGGAAAGACACGAUUUCUCGAGAAACGCCGUUCGUUUGUCACCGGAAGAGGAGGCUCAAGCGCGUGGGGUUAAAGAUGAUUUGACGGAACUUGGUCAUACCCUCACGCGUCAAUUUCGUGGUGUGGCUAACUUUCUCGCUCCGUUACCUGAUGGAUCUUCUUCUUCUUCCUCCGAUCUAUCGAACCAUCCCAGGUUUAACCAAUCUCGGUCUUCAGAUCCUGGAUUGAAUCAAUCGCGUUCUUCAGAUCGGGACGAAUCGUGUGUUGGAAGUGAUACGCCGGAGACUGGAAUUAGGUUUAGGAGCUGGGAUUUAGAAGAAAAAUUGGCAGAAGGCAAUGAUCCGGAGGAUGAGGAAGAAGAAGAAGAGGAAACAGAUGAAGAAGAAGAAGAAGAAGAAGAGAUCGCUGCGGUUGCUCUUACAGACGAAGUGCUAGCAUUUGCGAGGAACAUAGCAAUGCAUCCAGAAACUUGGUUGGAUUUUCCUCUUGAUCCUGACGAAGAUCUUGAUGAUUUGGAAAUGAGUGAUGCUCAAAGAGGUCAUGCUUUAGCUAUUGAGCGUCUUGCUCCGAGGUUAGCUGCAUUGAGAAUAGAGCUUUGUCCAUGUCAUAUGAGUGUUGGUUACUUCUGGAAAGUCUAUUUUGUUCUUCUUCUUUCAAGGCUCAAUAAACACGAUGCUCAUCUUUUGUCUUCUCCACAGGUGAUGGAAGCUAGAGCAUUGUGGAUGAAAGAGCUUCAGAAUCAGACACAUUCUUCAAAAGAAAGUAGAGAUAUGAUUCUUGAGGAAGAAGAUAUUACACCAUCAACUUCUAAUUACUACAACCAUGCUCCUCCUGAGUUUCUUUCUCCAAGAAUAUAUGCUUUUGAACCUCCUUCGAUUAUGUAUCGCGAUUUUGAACACGGGUUUGAAAACGCUCAGUUCAUCGAUAAAGCUGUUAUUGAGGAAAAACCAAUCCAGAAGAACGACAAAAAUAGUGCAAGCCUUAGCCAAACAUCUAAAGAUGUUGUUGAUGAUGAUGAUGAUGAUUGGCCAGAAGAAGAAGAUUCUGCUAAUUCUUGGGCUCCAAUGUUUACAGUGAAUGAGGAUGAUGUUUCUUUCAGUGAUCUUGAAGGAGACGACGAUAUAAGUAGCUUAGCACUCAAGUCUAAGAUUACAUCAAAGGGCACAGACCAAAAAGGAACAUGAAACAUCAUCUGGCUUGUUGCUUUGCCCUGCCUCACGAGAUCGAAUCAAUAGAAUUGAACAUAAGUACUGUGUGCUGAGUCAAAUCGUGGAAGUCUUUUGGGUGAGUUUGAUUGUUUUGUGGAUUUAUGAUGUUUGCUCUCAAAGAGAAGGAAGAAAGAAAGAAAAAGGUUUUGAUUGAAACAUGUACAGAAGAUUUACUUUGACACUGCAAUUUCAUUGUAAUGUUCUCUCUCGCCAAAUGUAAUGAAAUAUUGAAAAGCACUAUUUCAUUCGCGUGGAACUUAAAAGAAAUUGAUAGAGAAUGGCGCAAGUGAAUUCAAGUGUAACAAACUGUUAGAAUCAUUAUUGGAUUGGAAAAUCAUAUGGGAUUUUAUUGCUUAUGUUGAGGAUUUGUAUGUAUGAAA
This is a messenger RNA of Arabidopsis thaliana (thale cress), 1817 nucleotides long. RefSeq names its product BSD domain-containing protein. The transcript has 3 exons. The record is from RefSeq and is marked reviewed. NCBI's taxonomy places the organism in Eukaryota, Viridiplantae, Streptophyta, Magnoliopsida, Brassicales, Brassicaceae. The coding region runs from base 124 to 1413 and encodes 429 amino acids.